GGAAUUCACAUAUAUACUUAAAUCACUUAUGAAAUAUGUAAACAUAUCUCUCUGUAUACAUAAACAUAUAUUUGUAUUAUGACAUCAAUCUCAAAAUCAAUAUUGGCAUAAUCCAAGUAUUACGGGAAUCUUAAGUAUUAUCACUCAUUAUGCCUUUGCAAUUUGGCAAAUCCGAGCUAUUUCUAAUCUGAUUAUAAUUUUUAAUCGAACCGCUUAUUUUCAGUUAAACAUUACUCAAUUUCUCUGGAAGUAUCAAGAAUAGAACACAGUCAUAACAUUGAUUGUAAGUGUCAAUGGGAAAUAUAACUUUGUAUCAAUUACUGGUGCUUUGGAAAUUCACAAUUGGCAUUUUGCCAAAAUCCCAUGAAAAUAACAGCAACUAACUGUUCAGUUAUCAAAGGAAUCCAGAAUGUACUACACGACUUGGAUAUACAAUUUACAUAAUCAGAAAAAAACAUUUUGUGUUUGGUAAUUUGAUACUGUUUUGUCAUUUGAAUCGUGUUCUGAACAAAAUUGUGUGAGAACUAUCACACUAAUACAAAAAUAUGUUUGCAUACAAUUCAAAGAGGUUUUUUUUCAAAUAUGGUUUAUUUCACAUUUGAAAGUGUAAUAAAACAGGGUAAAAACCACGUUUUCUUCCCUGUGGAAGGGAGGUAACUGCCACAUCUCCAAGCAAGCUGUCUUGUACAUAUACUGUUCCUAAAGCACAAAGUUUGCUUUGAAGGCAUUCUGGUAGCAAUUGCAGCCUAGAAAUUGCGCCGUCCUAUCCCGACAAGAAGAACUCUACCGUUACAAAACAUGAUUAUAGUCGGGGACACCAGAGUCGGACCGAGUGACGAGCUAUUGUGGCCUGACAUUCCUUGUAAUUUGAAACUGUUCCAAAGAUUUAUGUGGUUAUUAUACGUGCCGGAUAUCUCUCUGGGAUGUGGCCCUGGAAGACAUGCAAGACGGCUUGCUUCCUUGGAUUCGGUUGUUAUAGCAGCGAGAAGCCAUUCGACAACACACAGGGCGUUCUUCCAUUGUCGCCAAAGAAACAGGGGCUGCAAUUCUUCCUGUACACCCGCAAGAAUCCCGUCCGUGCCCGAAAGCUCAAGUGGAACCAGAAAAGAAUCCAGGGGAAACUCAAUCUCCAACGUGACACAAUUUUCAUCAUUCAUGGUUGGAUGGAUAGUGCCAGAAAUCCAAAGAUCCGCAGACUGAGGAAAACACUUUUACGAUUUAACAAUGUCAAUGUCAUCGCCGUAAACUGGAAACGAGGCGCAGGACACAACCUAUACUACCAAUCAGCCGCCAACACUCGUAUCAUCGCCGCUAUGAUCUCCAAAUUCUUACUGAGACUACAGUACGACCUCAGCUACAGUAUGGAAAAGGUCCAUAUCAUUGGCCACAGUCUUGGUGCUCAAAUGGCUGGCUACAUUGGCACUGAGGUCAAGGGCAUCGGCAGAAUCUCUGGUAUCGAUCCUGCCGGGCCGUCGUUUGAAGGUUACCCCGAAGAGACAGUUCUUGACGCCUCCGAUGCCUUGUUUGUAGAUAUACUACACACAGAUGCACGGGAUCUGUUUGUACUAGGUCAUCCGGGCUUUGGUGCCAAGUCAAGAAUGGGACAUGCAGAUUUUUAUGCCAAUGGCGGCCAUUCCCAACCUGGAUGUCCCUCCACUAUGAAUCAGCAGUUGGGCUUGAUAGUGACCGGAAGUGUUGAUGUAUUUAUGAACAUGGGAUGCAGUCACAUACGGGCAAUGAAUCUGUACAUCGAAUCUGUUAAUAUACGAAAAUGCAAGUAUACAUCGUACAAUUGUACCGCAGGGGACGGACUUGAUGUAGCAGAGGGUUGCAACACGUGUGAAAAUGGGUGUGCACUCAUGGGCUACCAUUCCAACAUUGGGAACCCACGCGGAGUGUUCGUAUUCAAUACAAACGAAAAAGCACCAUUUUGUAUACCUGAAACAGUCAAACUACCUGAAUCAAUAGACAACACAAUUUUAGAGUCCUGACAUUAACUUAUUUAUGUUAUAUUAUAUCAUCAAUUCGUCUAUCGAAACCAAACUCAGCAUUGUUGUAGUGUGUAACUGUCUAUUGUCUUCAUCAACAAAUAUCUCAGCUGAGUGUCCUCUCCAGGGAAGAAAACAGACUGCUCAUAGAAUGUAGGAUAUGUCUAUUACGUCACUAUUUCGUAAUCAUUCAUUAAGGCGUAUGCUACACAGCCAGAUCAUCUUGUCAACAGGAGUGGAAAUCUCGCGCGCGUGUUUGUGAUACAUUUCUAGAUCACGUUUACAUCUACUGUUUACCGUUCAUAUUUUACUUUCAAGUAAUGUGUGUUUAUUGUUAUUACUGAUAUUACGUUAUGUGUGGGGGGUAUGGGUAUGGGUAUGAGUGUGUGUUUAUUGUUAUUACUGAUAUUACGUUAUGUGUGUGGGGGGUAUGGGUAUGAGUGUGUGUUAUGUAUGACUGGUGUAUGUGUGUUACAGAAAGCAAUGAUUAAGGUUAGUAUACAUGUUAUUUAUUAACGUAUGGGAGUGAAAUGAACGUUGGAAUGCUAGACGUGUAUUACUGUUUUUGUUAACGUAUUGUAGCUGGUCAGUAUAUGGUAAAAUCCUAACCAAAAGUCUUUAACUCGUUCACCCCUGAAAUUGCAUAAUGAACUAUUCCAACAUUUUAAUUUGAAAAGUUUAGAUGUAUCUCCAGGGGUGAAUGAGUUAAUAAAUCAGAUCAUUAUAAACCCCAUAUUCAGUGAAAUAACAACCAAAAGGCCUUCAUUUAAGGAGUGCUACAUUCCGUGGGCGACGUUUAUAUUCUGGAAUGACCGGUUGUUAUACACUGUGUCUUAAUUGGCAGACAAAUGAGUAAUUGAUUCCUUUUGGUGCAUGUUUAAAAUGAUAUCCCGAUGUGUACGAUACAGUUUCAAAUACAGGGAGAUAAACAAACAAUCAAAAUAUAACUAUCUUAUUACCUAAUCAAUUCAAAAAUAGAUAUAUCUCCUGUAUGAACGCUUUUGCCAUCCAACAUUUGUCAACAAGUCAACAUAAGACAUUGUACCUGCAAUUGUUAAAUGGGUUAACUAUAAUAUUAUUCGUCUGUGUCGUAUACAUUGUCUCGGCAAAUGAAGGGAUUUGCAAAUGAGCUGAUUGUCCUUAAUUUUAAUGAUCGGACAAAGGCAGCAAAUCAAAAACACCAUCAAUUAAAUAAACAGUUCGACAGACAAUCUGACCAAAUCGUGUUCAGGUGUAAUGAUUUCAUUGAUCCAGUAGACUUAUUUGGUUUAUAACAUUAGGUAACAUUGGUUGUGUGCCAGCCACUUUACGAGUGUGCAUUUGUUAGUACCAAUGUACGUCACAGAAUCAAGCAACUACAAUGCAAACUUGUUAUACAUUAAACUGUACAUUGAUAUACCGGAAUGGCCGGUUCCUCGGUGCAUUGUUAAACAACGGGUAAUGCCGUACAUGAGUUGUUAAUAAAAGUAUUUAUUUGC
This is a messenger RNA of Mizuhopecten yessoensis (Yesso scallop), 3466 nucleotides long. RefSeq names its product inactive pancreatic lipase-related protein 1-like. The record is from RefSeq and is a predicted model, not a curated record. NCBI's taxonomy places the organism in Eukaryota, Metazoa, Mollusca, Bivalvia, Pectinida, Pectinidae. Gene Ontology annotation, molecular function: lipase activity. Gene Ontology annotation, biological process: lipid metabolic process. Bases 924 to 1991 code for a protein of 355 amino acids. The transcript has 6 exons.